Molecule: messenger RNA, 1174 nt
Organism: Pocillopora meandrina
Lineage: Eukaryota; Metazoa; Cnidaria; Anthozoa; Scleractinia; Pocilloporidae
Source: the annotation of a GenBank genome assembly
AUGCGGAACCAAUUACAUCUCUUGUUAGUCAAUUUAGCGAUUACUGAUGUUGGAAUGUCGGCGUCUUGCAUGCCUUUCGCCGUGGUAACUGUUCUCUUCCAUGGACAGAUCAGUGUGUGUUGCAUCUCGCAGGCUUGGUUGAAGAAGUCUUUGAGCCUAGUCACAUGUAUCGGAUGACCAUGGCUAUUUUUCUCUCGUCCUAAUUUGUAAUGUCAAAUAAAUAGUUUUCCUAUUUUAUCUGCUUAAAAUGGCUAAGUAUGUUUACGCAUCUUAUUCUCCGUUUUGUUUUACUGAAUUUUCAACCGAAUCGCUAGUAAUACCCGUGACAUAAAUUGAAAAUGGAGAACUAGUUCAGUGUCAUCUAAGCCAUACUAAGAAAUCAACACCUCAUUGAAGCUAACAUUCAAACCAAUUUUUUCCCUGUAGACUGAUAUUGAAAUUCUAUCAAUUUUUUGCUGAGAGCUGCUCGUAAGUGAUUUAUCAAAUCUAAACUCACUCGAGACUGAAGUUUAAUCCCGGAAGAAAAUAAAUUUUUUUUUAGAGCAACGGUUAAAGACUGGUGACAAACGCAAUCGCAUAUUGGUUGGUUUGACAGUAAAUAAUCACUUCGAAGUUCAUUAACGCUUUAAGUCUUAAACUCUAACUUCUCUCCACAACUUUAAUAUAUCAUUAACUAAACAGGUAAUGAAAAUAGACUGAUGUAUCGGGGGAACGACUUAAACCUUGAUCUAACGUCAAACUCUCCUCUCUAAUUUACAAGGAAUUGCAUAGAAGUUAAAAAUCAGAUGAUUGGAAUUUAAGGGUUGGUUUACAGACGUAAACUUGUGGCCUACGGCACAUAAAUUUCUAUCUUCUUUCUAUCUCUCCAUAGACCAUCAAUAAAUCGUUUUGUUACUUCAACGGUUUCAUCAAUACGCUUUUCGCGAUGGCCAGUGUGCUUACGAUAUGUUCGCUGUGUGUUUUCCAGUACGUGUCUGUCGUUUUGCCUAUGAACAAGUCUCUCACCAACCUCCGUUGCCUCGUCAUGGUGCUACGCGCAUGGAUUAUUUCCAUAUUCCUCGCCACGGGACCCGCGAUACGUAAUGGGGGCGCUAUCAAUUCAAUUCAAACAUUUUCAACUACGUAUAUUAUCACUCUACAAACAGAGCAGAUAUUUCCUACAACAUUACCAUGA